This is a messenger RNA of Oxyura jamaicensis (ruddy duck), 2258 nucleotides long. Its product is annotated as ubiquitin-like modifier-activating enzyme 1. Gene Ontology annotation, cellular component: cytoplasm; SUMO activating enzyme complex. The transcript has 17 exons. Gene Ontology annotation, biological process: protein sumoylation. Gene Ontology annotation, molecular function: SUMO activating enzyme activity. The annotation marks the transcript as partial. The record is from RefSeq and is a predicted model, not a curated record. NCBI's taxonomy places the organism in Eukaryota, Metazoa, Chordata, Aves, Anseriformes, Anatidae.
ACACCUGUCAUGGGCAGAGAGCCCCCACCAGCAUGGGCAGCACCCCGAACCUGCGGGGGUGCCCGUUGCCGCCCACCCCCCAGUUCCUCCUGCGGGAGAGCGACGUGGGCCAGAACCUCGCCCAGGCAUCGCAGCGGCGGCUGGCCGAGCUGAACCCCGACGUGGAGGUGGCGGUCAGCGCUGAGGAGCUGUCGGAGGAUUUCCUCGACGCCUUCCAGGUGGUCGUGCUGACCGAGUCACCGCUGGAGGAGCAGCUCCGCGUCGGGGACAUCUGCCACGCCAAGGGCAUCUGCUUCAUCGUGGCUGACGCCAAGGGGCUGGCAGGGCAGCUCUUCUGCGACUUCGGGGAGCGUUUUGUUGUUGACGACCCUGCAGAAGGGGACCGGCUCUGUGCCACCGUGCAGCACAUCUCCCAGGGCAACCCGGGGAUCGUGACGUGCGCGAGGGCAGAGGGGGGACACGGCCACCAUUUCAGUGACGGCGACCUGGUGACGUUUUCUGGCCUGGAGGGCAUGACGGAGCUGAAUGGCUGUGAGCCCUGCCUCGUGCGUGUGCUGGAUCCCUUCAGACUGGAGAUCGGCGACACGAGCACCUUCUCACCCUACCGCUGCGGGGGCCAGGUCUUGCAGGUGCGAUUGCACCAGGAGCACUCGUAUGAGUCCCUGCGCCAGGCGCUGGUGAUGCCCAAGAUCCCAGUGAAGAGCUCCGCGGAGCUGCAGCGCAGCCGCAGCCUGCACGCCGCCUUCCAGGCCCUCCACGCCUUCCGUGAGGAGCGGGGCCGCCUGCCCCAGCCCCGGGCACCGGCGGACGCCGAGCGGGUGCUGCAGCUGGCACGGAGCCUGGGCGCGCAGCUGGGUCCCCUGGACGAGGAUGUCGUGCGAGCGUUCGCCAGCGUGAGCGCGGGGGACCUGUGCCCCGUGGCGUCCUUCAUCGGUGCCCUGGCUGCCCAGGAGGUGCUGAAGGCCAUCACGAGGAAGCUCCUGCCCCUGGACCAGUGGUUUUACUUCGACGCCUUGGAGUGCCUGGCCAUGGAGGGGGCUGCGGGACUUACGCAGGAGGACUGCGAGCCCAGGGGAUCCCGCUAUGACGGCCAGAUCGCCGUGUUUGGGGCCAACUUCCAGGAGGAGCUGGGCCGCCAGAAGUACUUCGUGGUGGGGGCCGGUGCCAUCGGCUGCGAGCUGCUCAAGAACUUUGCCAUGAUGGGGCUGGCAGCGGGGCCGGGCGGGGGUAUCACCGUCACCGACAUGGACACGGUCGCAGACUCCAACCUGCAUCGGCAGUUCCUCUUCCGUGCAGCGGAUGUGUCGAAGCCGAAAGCAGAGGUGGCCGCUGCAGCCGUGAAGCGCAUGAACCCCGACGUGAAGGUGACGGCUCACCAGAACCAGGUGGGGCCUGGCACCGAGCAGCUCUACGGGGACGACUUCUUCCAGCAGCUGGACGGCGUCGUCAGCGCCGUGGACACGCUGGAUGCCCGCGCCUACUUGGAGACGCGCUGCGUCCGCUCCCGCACGCCGCUGCUGGACUCGGGCACAGAGGGGGCGCAGGGGGACGUGCGGGCCAUGGUCCCCCCCCUGACCAAGCCGCUGGAGUCAGCCACGAGCUCCGCAGAUGGGACCUUCCCCCUGUGCACCCUGCGGUACUACCCCCACACCAUCGAGCACACGCUGCAGUGGGCUCGCGAUGAGUUCGAGGGACUCUUCCAGCUGCCUGCGGAGAGCCUGAACCAGUUCAUGCAAGAGCUGCCAGAGGAGCCGGCGCAGCAGGAGGGCCUGGAGGUGCCGGAACGAGCGUGGAAGAGCCUGCAGGAGAGGCCGCGGGACUGGGGGGACUGCGUGCGCUGGGCCCGCCGGCACUGGCAGAGCCGCUACCACGACGCCAUCGCCCAGCUGCUGCACACCUUCCCCCCCGCGCACGAAACCAGCCCCGGUGUCCCAUUCUGGUCGGGGGACAGGCGGUGUCCCCAUCCGCUGACGUUCGACCCCAGCAAUGACAUACACGUGACAUACGUCGAGGCUGCUGCCCAGCUCCGGGCCCAAACGUACAAGCUCCCAUCGUGCAGCAACCGCGCAGCCACGCAGGACAUCCUCCGCAGCAUGGUCCUGCCGCCCUUCGUGCCCCGGGACGGGCUCCGCAUCCCCACCACAGAGGACACGGAGGCGGUGGAGGAGGCUGUGGACCCUGAGCAGCCGAUGGAGCUCACCAAGGACCUCGCUCAGGACCUGGCACGGUGGAGGCAGGAGCGAGGUGGAGGCACAGUG